Durusdinium trenchii is the source of this 3188-nucleotide messenger RNA. NCBI's taxonomy places the organism in Eukaryota, Dinophyceae, Suessiales, Symbiodiniaceae. The record is from the annotation of a GenBank genome assembly.
AGGAGAUCCAUGUUGCAACUAUUGCCGAAAUUUGCAGCUUGGCCAUGUUAUUGAGGUUCCUCUUGUUGCAUGUGGCUGCAGUGGCUGCAGAUGACACGAUUUGCAAUUUGCAAAAGCAACAUUUCGGAGGGUUAUUAGGCUUGCAGCGCGAUCUUGAGAAAGAUGGAAGUCGAGACCGGCCAAACGGUGUGCAAGACUUGUGGUCAAGGCCUGGCUUCGCGUUCAGACAGUGUCCUAAGGGGACAUCCUCACAGUCGAAAGUCCAACUGCUUGCAAGGCCUCACCUAAAGGAUUUGCCAUCAAAGCCAAAGUGUUUGCCUAAAGAAGUGUUGAUCGGAGACUUCGUAGGAGAUUCCUACGAGUUUUCCUGUUGCGAUGCCGGGGAGCAAUGUGGGGGUUGCCGUGCUGUGAAGGAUGGCGCUUGUCAGAAGUGUGCUGCUGGAUAUGUGAUGCAAACAAUCCCAGUCCUCGGCACUUCCAAAUGCUUCGUUUGUGACGAUGUUCCUAAUUGGCAUGACAUGCACGGGCAAAGCUGUGCAGACCUUCAAAAGCUUGGCAUGUGUUCAGGAGCCUGGCCGAAGGAGGAUCAAGAUGUUGCAUUUCAGGGAGUUAGGCCAAGUGAAGCAUGCUGCGCCUGUGGCGGGGGUAGCAUCUACCCAACUCCUGUCUACAUGCCUUUGCAAAGUAAAUCACUGCAUUUUGGGCAAAACAUUGACGAAACCCCGAGCCCCAUCACAGCAGGAGAGCAGAUGGUGGCGCCAGGAUGCACACUAGCAUCAUCUGGCCUUGAGCUUGGUAAAGAUGGCCGUAUCUCCGGAGAGGUCACCAUGAGUAAUCAAACAGUGAUCAAAUGCUCCACUGUGUCGGUGCAAGAUCCAGUACGGGGAAUUGUCGCCAACAUAGAUUUGUCAGUGCCUGUCUCCACUUUUUCUUAUGGUCAACAGACUGUAUUCUUCAAGUUCUGGGGUUUGGACCGCACUCCAUCGCGGCAGAUUGUCCGCCUUCGGUCCAAGAAUCGUAGAAAGCUAAAGCUGACGAGUUUUCAGCUUCAAUGCGAUCCUGCAUGCCCAUGGCUUUCGAUCACUUCCAAAGGUGACCUCCUCUGGAAUUCAACCAACGGCCAUGUUCCCCAUGGCAGAGCUGGCUCUCCUGUUGCGUCAGAUGACUUGACGGAGGUGACUACAUUGGCAGGAAUGCCAUCUUGCAGCUGCCAGGUGCUUGCAACCUUGCAAACACAACAAGUCUCUACACAGUUUUUGGCAGCUCAGGCACGCCUGUGGAAAGGAGCAGUGUGGGAUGUGCCCAGCAUCGUGGCUCGCAUCUCUACAGAGAUUCUGGAGGUGCCACUUUUGGAAGACCUAGGACCUGGCCUACGCUGGUACAAUCGCUCCGGCCAUGUCUUGCAGGUUCCGGUGGUGCAAAACAUUGAGACUGGAGAGACCUUCGUUGUGUCUGAGUCCAUCUCUCCAACGAUUUUGGAUGUGGAUUGCAAGGAUCAUCAAGGAAGGAUUUUGUCAUGGUCUCGCAAAUCUGGUGAGGUGAUGUUGGACAACGAGUUGGCCUUCCAACUGGACCCGUCCACGGGUGCCAUCAGCGGCACUCCUCGCUUGAGCUUGCCCGCCACCCAGGGCCGAGCUGAGGUCAACGUGACCUGCCACGUGGCGCUGGGAGGCCCUUUCUAUGAUCAAGCCCUGCCAGUAGCUAUCUUCCACAUAAGGCUGUUGGAUGAUGUUUGUUGGGUGCCCCGCAAUAUUUCGGGACACUUCCGUUGGAAGGAGAAGUCCGUCCAGGAACCACAGUGCCUCCAAACAUGCCGACUGCGAGACGAUUGUGCAGCCGUCCAAUACAAGGAGGACACUUGCAGGUUUAUGGUCAGUGAUGGGAAAGAAACAUUUUUGGACGGUCAGGUGCUGGUGCGGCUGAACAAUUGCUCAGAGCAAGAUGCUAGCCUUAACUUGGCUGUGCCUGGAGCCCAGUAUCUUCAAGGAGAAUUCGGAGUGAUGAACUUCUACCAGAAUGAUGCCUCGUAUUCUCGUGCCGGAUCGCUUCCUGAGCGACAGUUGGUUUUGGGUCGAAGAGCAAGCGUGCAACGAAUCCCUGAAUCUUGUGCAAAGUCAUCAUGGUUCCUCCUCCACAUUAACACCUCCGACUUCGAAGAUUCAACGUUAAUCAAUGCGCCAGAGUUCUUUGGGGAUACCAUCGCUUGUAUUGACUCCGACGUGGUCAGCAAGGCCUUCAAGCAUGGCCAAGAUGCCUUCGACUUGCGCUUGCUGCCAAGAGAGGUUGAAUCAACUCCCCUCUAUGAUCAGCCUCCUGCACUGCAACACGGCACACUGGCUUUGGGGGUGCCACCCUGCGAGAAGCCAAGCCAGGACUUGCUCUUGGGGACCUUGAGCGAACCUGGCAUUUAUUCAUUGCACCCAUGCGAAUGCUUCGGGGCAGCUUAUGCAAGCGUCGAGCCUGUGCACGAAGACUCUGAUGCAGCGGUGCCACGCAAUCCGCAGGGCUACUUCAACAACGGCUCUGUUUCCGACCAGCUCUUAUUCUCCGGCCCGUACACCUGCGAAGAGUCUGCCUCUGUCGGGCAUUUCAGCCACCUGGAAAUGGACGAAUGUCAAAGGGCCUGUGUUUCCAAAUCUGAGUGUCAGUUCUACUUGUUUGGAAAGACUGCCCAGACCUGCACCUUGUUCCAGAGCUGCAGCUACAUCCAAGAUGUUGGCCUGCAGAUCACGAACGAGGUCUAUGGAAUGUCUCCUGAGUUUGGUUCUUAUUGCCGCAUCGCAAACCCAGAACAAUGUUGGCAAGAGAUCAAGCGCCGAAGCAUGCUGAGUUUCACUCCAUCGAAUUUGCCCAGCUGCCUUUUCCAAGAGCAAUAUGAGGCUUGCGAUGCGCUUCAGCUUCUUCUUGGAAAGCAAGAUGGUCCUUGCAGCCGCUGCCAGUACAUUGAUGCCUCAAGUGCAUUUGCUGCGGUUGGUCUCAAGAAGGUUCCACCCCCAGAAGAUUUUCCAUCGGCCUCACAGAUUAUGGUCUCUUGCAAUGACACUUCCAGAAUGUUUAGCAGGCUGCAGAAUGGUCUUCGCUGGGAAGGUCCAAUGCAAGGUGAUGCAACCUUUACGUGCGUGAGCGGUGAAUGGGUUGGUGAACUUGGCCCUUGGCAAUAUCUGACGAACUUGACGUGCCAAGCUUAG